This is a messenger RNA of Photinus pyralis (common eastern firefly), 711 nucleotides long. RefSeq names its product putative nuclease HARBI1. The transcript has a single exon. The record is from RefSeq and is a predicted model, not a curated record. Bases 1 to 711 code for a protein of 236 amino acids. NCBI's taxonomy places the organism in Eukaryota, Metazoa, Arthropoda, Insecta, Coleoptera, Lampyridae.
AUGUAUGCGAUUUUAAGAUGUAUUCAUGAGGUGACUGAAUGUAUUGAUAACCAUUUAGCACCAGAACAUAUUAUAUUUCCUAAUACUCGAAGAGAAUUAAAUAUCAAUAAGGAGCUGUUUAUGCAGCACUUCAAUUUCCCUGGAGUGGUAGGUGCAAUUGAUGGCACACAUGUUGCCAUCUUGAAACCGGUCAUAGAGGAACAUAAUUUUGUAAAUCGAAAGGGCUUCCAUUCGCUAAAUGUUCAAAUUAUAUGUAACAGUAAUUUAAGAAUUUUAAACAUCAAUGCUAAUUAUCCUGGGGCAACGCAUGAUUCAUUCAUUUGGCGUCAGUCACAAAUUCGGGAGUAUAUGAAUCAUUUACAUAACGAAGGAAAUCGAGGAUGUUGGCUCAUUGGCGAUUCGGGAUAUCCAUUAGAACCAUAUUUAAUGACGCCAUUUCUGAAUCCGGCUGAAAAUUCUCCUGAGGCAAGAUACAAUCAAACACAUUGUAGUGCGCGGAAUUGUGUGGAGAGGUGCAUUGGAGUAUUGAAAAUGCGAUUUCGAUGCAUAUUAAAAGAACGCACUGCACGAUACACUCCACAGUUGGUUGGAAGAUUGGUCAACACUUGUGCUACACUGCAUAACAUGUGCAUUGAUCAUGGCAUUCCUUUCGCUAAUGAAGUUGAUCGUCCAGAACCAUUGCAUAACAAUAAUAACUAUAUAUGUACAUGA